AUGGAAACACAGAGGAUGAAGCUCACAAAGGGAAAUUUGAAGUCAGAUUCGCUUCCGGUUGAUCUCAUGAUGGAGAUACUCAAACGAUUGCCGGUUAAAACCCUAAUUAGAUUCCUCUCCGUAUCUAAGCUAUGGGCAUCCACCAUCCGUAGUCGAGAUUUUAUGAAUUUAUUCAUGAAAGUGUCUUUGACUAGACCGAAAGGUCUCCACUUCUUAUUCGGACAUAGAUUGUCGCAUUUAGACGAUAUCUCAUCGGUUCUUUCCCAGAACGCGCAUGAAUCAUAUUCUUUUACCAAUGUCCACGUGACUGGCAACCACACACAUCGGACCAGCACAUCUCCUUCUGUCCACGGUUUGUUUUGCUAUAAACAAUCUACUACUAGACUUGUUAUAUACAACCCGUGCACUAGACGAUCCAUUACCUUGCCUGAGAUCCAUACACGGAGGAGACGCAUGAUUCGCAUGAACUACUACUUGGGCUAUGAUCCCAUCGACAAUGAUUACAAACUGUUGUGCAUCACGAUAGGAGGUACGCACAAUUUAGCUACAAAGUUUAGGGUUUUGACAGUGGGAAAAGAUAAUUCUUGGAGGGUUAUUGAGAACAAUAUUGGUCCUCAACUUAUCAAAAAAAAAAAAAAUAUUGGUCCUCACGCUCCUUUCGGACAAGGGAGGUAUCUCGGACAAGAGGUGUGUAUCAGUGGCGUUUUGUAUUAUCAAGCUUUGUAUGGCACAAGAAGGGGAGUCAUGUGUUUUGAUGUUAGGUCCGAAAAACUUUAUUUUAUCAAAGGACCUAGCUAUACGUCUUCAAAAUUGACAAGCUACGAGGGUAAGCUAGGUAUAGUUAUCUUCUUUGAAGAAAACGUCCUUAGAUUGUAUACUCUAGAAGAUGCUGCUAGGGAGAAAUGGUGUGUGAAGAAUUUUGUUUUGCCUACAACAGUUCAACUUUUUAAUUGGUAUGGAAAGUUAACUCCCACCACUGAAACUGACACAGGCGAGAUUAUAUUUGCACCACAAUGUUUGCAUGCAUCAGAAUGUAGUCUUCCCUAUUACGACAUGAAGACAAAGAGUGCGAAAACAAUUAAUAUACAAGGACUGCCAGAGAGAUAUUAUGUAACGUCUGUAUCCUCUGGUAUGGUAGAGAAUCUCAUGUUUUUGUAA
Molecule: messenger RNA, 1158 nt
Organism: Eruca vesicaria subsp. sativa (arugula)
Lineage: Eukaryota; Viridiplantae; Streptophyta; Magnoliopsida; Brassicales; Brassicaceae
Source: the annotation of a GenBank genome assembly